This is a messenger RNA of Exaiptasia diaphana, 685 nucleotides long. RefSeq names its product DNA polymerase subunit gamma-1. The record is from RefSeq and is a predicted model, not a curated record. Gene Ontology annotation, molecular function: DNA-directed DNA polymerase activity; DNA binding; 3'-5' exonuclease activity. The annotation marks the transcript as partial. The transcript has 6 exons. NCBI's taxonomy places the organism in Eukaryota, Metazoa, Cnidaria, Anthozoa, Actiniaria, Aiptasiidae. Gene Ontology annotation, biological process: mitochondrial DNA replication. Gene Ontology annotation, cellular component: gamma DNA polymerase complex; mitochondrion.
AUCACGUGACUACAGGUCAGAUUCCAUAUAUGGUGCAAUCAUCCCGCGGGUCAUACCCGCAGGUACAGUGACCCGUAGAGCAGUCGAGUCCACUUGGUUAAUUGCAAGUAACCCAAGGGAGGAUCGUGUAGGGUCUGAGCUAAAAGCAAUGAUAAGGGCCCCGCCAGGGUACUCGUUGGUAGGUGCAGACGUGGACAGUCAGGAAUUGUGGAUUGCUGCUGUACUGGGCGACGCCAAUUUUGCUGGUAUUCAUGGUAGUACAGCGUUUGGUUGGAUGACGUUACAAGGCAGCAAGUCAGACGGUACAGAUUUACACAGCACGACCGCCAGCACUAUCGGCAUCAGCCGUGACCAUGCUAAAGUCUUCAACUAUGGGCGAAUUUACGGUGCUGGCCAGCGGUUUGCCGAGCGCUUGUUGCUUCAAUUCAACCAUAGAUUAACUGACAAAGAAGCCAAAAUGAAAGCUGAAACGUUGUACGGCAAGACCAAAGGAACAGUGAAGUAUAAGCUUUCAGACUAUGGGUACCAGGUAGCUGAUAAAAUAGGUCGACUACAUGACGUGGAUGAAAAUGGUUGCGUAGAGCCGAAAGUGUACUGGGAACUAGCAAGAAAAGCUCAUCGUGCAAGGGGAAACAAACUGAAAAAGAGUAUCGAAUGUGGUCGUGUUUGGCAGGGAGGAAGGUAA